This is a messenger RNA of Mustela erminea (ermine), 1377 nucleotides long. RefSeq names its product egl-9 family hypoxia inducible factor 1 (gene EGLN1). The transcript has 5 exons. Gene Ontology annotation, molecular function: ferrous iron binding; L-ascorbic acid binding; peptidyl-proline 4-dioxygenase activity. NCBI's taxonomy places the organism in Eukaryota, Metazoa, Chordata, Mammalia, Carnivora, Mustelidae. The record is from RefSeq and is a predicted model, not a curated record. Gene Ontology annotation, biological process: peptidyl-proline hydroxylation to 4-hydroxy-L-proline; cellular response to hypoxia. Gene Ontology annotation, cellular component: cytoplasm; nucleus. Bases 1 to 1287 code for a protein of 428 amino acids.
AUGGCUAAUGACAGCGGCGGGCCCGGCGGGCCGAGCCCGAGCGAGCGAGACCGGCAGUACUGCGAGCUGUGCGGGAAGAUGGAGAACCUGCUGCGCUGCAGCCGCUGCCGCAGCUCCUUCUACUGCAGCAAGGAGCACCAGCGCCAGGACUGGAAGAAGCACAAGCUCGUGUGCCAGGGCGGCGAGGGCGCCCCCGGCCACGGCGCGGGCCAGCACCGGCACCCCGGCCCCGCGUCCGCCGCCUCCGCGCCGCAGCCCAGGGCCGGCGGGGCCGGGGCCAGGGAGGCCAGGAAGGCACCGCCGCGCCGGGACAGCGCCGCCGAGAAGGCGGGCCCGCGGGCCGCCGGGGACGCGGCCAUGGCAAAGGCCAAGCCCGCGGCCGACCCCGCGGCGGCCGCGUCCCCGCCUCGCGCGGCUACCGGCGGCCAGAGCCAGGCGGCGGCGGUCGAGGCGGAGCCCGCGAAGGAGGAGGACCCGGAGAAGACGAACCUGUACCCGCCCAGCCACACGCCGGGCGAGGGGCUGAGCCCCGGCGGCGGCCUGCGGCCCAACGGGCAGACGAAGCCGCUGCCGGCGCUGAAGCUGGCGCUGGAGUACAUCGUGCCGUGCAUGAACAAGCACGGCAUCUGUGUGGUGGACGACUUCCUGGGCAAGGAGACCGGGCAGCAGAUCGGCGACGAGGUGCGCGCCCUGCACGACACCGGCAAGUUCACGGACGGCCAGCUGGUCAGCCAGAAGAGCGACUCGUCCAAGGACAUCCGAGGCGAUAAGAUCACCUGGAUCGAGGGCAAGGAGCCGGGCUGCGAAGCCAUCGGGCUGCUCAUGAGCAGCAUGGACGACCUGAUCCGCCACUGCAACGGGAAGCUGGGCAACUACAGAAUCAACGGCCGGACGAAAGCCAUGGUUGCUUGUUAUCCAGGCAAUGGAACGGGUUAUGUGCGUCAUGUUGAUAAUCCAAAUGGAGAUGGAAGAUGUGUGACGUGUAUAUAUUACCUUAAUCAAGACUGGGAUGCCAAGGUAAGUGGAGGUAUACUUCGAAUUUUUCCAGAAGGCAAAGCCCAGUUUGCUGACAUUGAACCCAAAUUUGAUAGACUGCUGUUUUUCUGGUCUGACCGUCGCAACCCUCAUGAAGUACAACCAGCAUAUUCUACAAGGUACGCAAUAACUGUUUGGUAUUUUGAUGCAGAUGAGAGAGCGCGAGCUAAAGUAAAAUAUCUAACAGGUGAAAAAGGUGUGAGGGUUGAACUCAAUAAGCCUUCCGAUUCCAUCAGUAAAGACGUCUUAUAGAGCCUUCAAUCCAGCAAUACCCCACUCCACCUACAAGAAUUGUUGACGCUCUUUGUUAACUUGUGAAUAUGAAUAAAGAAAAAUAGACAA